GUUGUAGAAAACCGGGAAGAAGAAGACGACCGCCCGAACCGGCCAAGACUCGCUUGGAGGCGCUGCUGCUUCCCCGAAGAACAGUCGAGAAGAAGAACAAAAGGCAACAUGCCGCGCGUUUAUGUUGGACGACUGAGCUACCAAGUCCGCGAGAAAGACAUCCAGCGGUUUUUCAGCGGAUAUGGAAAGCUCUUGGAGAUUGAUUUAAAGAAUGGCUACGGGUUUGUGGAGUUUGAUGACAACAGAGAUGCAGACGAUGCAGUUUAUGAGUUGAACGGCAAAGAUCUGUGUGGAGAGCGGGUGAUCGUGGAGCAUGCCCGGGGCCCACGACGAGACAGAGAUGGCUAUGGUGGGGGUUACUGGGGUGGUGGGCGCAGUGGUGGCGGCGGCGGCGGCGGUGGUGGUGGCGGCGGCGGUGGUGGUGGAGGUGGCGGAGGUUACAGCAGUCGGAGCCGUUCUGGCAGAGAUAAGUAUGGGCCACCUGUCCGUACUGAGUUUAGGCUCAUUGUGGAGAACUUGUCCAGUCGUUGCAGCUGGCAAGACCUGAAGGAUUUUAUGCGUCAGGCAGGAGAGGUGACAUAUGCAGAUGCCCACAAGGAACGCACCAAUGAGGGAGUAAUCGAGUUCCGGACUCAUUCGGAUAUGAAGCGGGCGUUGGACAAGCUGGAUGGCACGGAUAUCAAUGGAAGGAAGAUCCGUCUGGUUGAAGACAAGCCCCGUCGACGUAGGUCCUACUCUGGAAGCCGCUCCAGGUCUCGUAGCCGUCAUCGUUACCGUAGCAGGAGCCAUAGAAGCUCCAGGAGUCACUCCAGAUCACGCUCUCGGUCUCGUUCCCGUAGCAACAAGAGACGUCGUCAUUCCCGCUCCGGAUCAGACGGAAAAUCUCGGUCCAAGUCAGCAGGAAGCAAAUCGCGUUCUCGCACUCGCAGGUCUCGCUCUCACUCCCAGAAAUCCAAAUCGCGAUCCCAUUCUGCUGAACGGAAGUCGAAGUCCCGCUCAAAGAGUCAGUCCAAGGUGAAGUCGGAGCGAGAUUCUCGUAGCCGAUCCAAGGAUAAAGGUGACAAGAAGUCCCGCAGUCGUUCAGUGUCCCCAAUGGAGAAUGGGAAUGAGGAGCGUGUGGUUAAAUCUGCAUCUCGCUCCCCGUCCCCACAGGAUGAUCGCCGAUCUAAAUCAGGAGAGAAAUGUUCAGCCUCGCGUUCAAAGUCCCGCUCGAGGUCUCGCUCUCGUUCUCGGUCAGCCUCUCAGGAUUAGUGGAACAUGAGCGGGGACAUCCUCUUGCUGUACAUAUUGAGCGUUGAUGUCAUUCUGGUGUGUGGCUUGUUUUGUCUACAUUUCUCCUUCACUGAUGCGCUUGUCUUAAAUAUGGAACUGUCAGAUUUCUCUCAUGAAUAUCUUUGAAGUGAGAUCCUCUGUCAUAAGCUUGGUCUUUUCUUGCCAUUAUACGUUUCAUAGUCAACGUUGAACUGGUAGGUAUAACUUGUCACAAUUCCCCCUCCGCCCCCAGGCCUGAAAAUUUCACGCAGCUUGUGACAGUUCAAUUAAAGCAUUUAUUAGACUAGAACUGAUAAUAAAGCCCCACCCCGAUUCUGACGUAUCUACGUGAGCAGUGAAGUUAUAUAAUGUUUGCAAUUAAACAGCAUGUUGGAAGAUUACCAAUUAGUUUGUUUUGUACCUGUUAAACUGGUUAUAAGAGGAAAGUAGUUUGGCUGCAGAUAAUGGAGUUUUGUGAUUAGCCUACUGCAGACCCUGAUAAUUGAUUUCUGCAUAAAAAGUUAACUUGUUUUCGUACACCCCCUCUACAGUGUACGUCAGUGGUUUAUGACAUUUCCAAGACUGGGCUGUUUUACAUUUUUCAACAUUUACAUUAUAGGUUGUCUCUGUUAACCUCCUGUACAUAUAGUAUGUGAGCAGUCUGGAAAUUUUUCUUUUCAUUGCCAUUUGUGUUUGGUUGCAUUUGAUUCUCUUCCCCCACCCCACAAUUUUAAAUAAAGCGCUCUCCAUUGGAGCCUCAA
Molecule: messenger RNA, 2012 nt
Organism: Thalassophryne amazonica
Lineage: Eukaryota; Metazoa; Chordata; Actinopteri; Batrachoidiformes; Batrachoididae
Gene: srsf6a
Product: serine and arginine rich splicing factor 6a
Exons: 6
Coding region: 109-1251 (380 amino acids)
Biological process (GO): alternative mRNA splicing, via spliceosome; mRNA splice site recognition
Cellular component (GO): nucleus; ribonucleoprotein complex; cytoplasm
Molecular function (GO): mRNA binding
Source: RefSeq, a predicted model, not a curated record